AUGUCUCAACUUCGCUACUAUAUCAUUGAUGUCUUCUCAUCUAUUGCCUAUCAAGGCAAUCCCCUCGCAGUAGUCAACACAACGUCCACAACUCUCACUGAGACCCAGAUGAAGCUGAUAGCAAGACAAUUUAAUCUAUCCGAGACAACUUUCAUCUGUCCCCCAGAAGACCCAAAAGCCACCUGGCGUCUGAGAUCAUUCCUCCCCAAUGGCGUGGAAGUGUUCGGCGCGGGUCACAAUUCGCUCGGUGCGUGGUGGUGGAUGGCACACUCGGGGCUUUUGGGAGAAAUCGCACACAAUACUCAAAGCAAAAAAACCUAUUUCCAACAACUGGGUACCCAUAUCCUACCUGUUGAAGUGGCGCGAUCAAAUCAAGAUCUUGUAAUCUCAAUGCGCCACGGAAAACCGCAGUUCUUGAACGAACAUACCAACCAUGAAUCCCUUGCUGAAUCCCUCGGCAUCAAGGCCUGUGAUAUUGGGCUCAAAUACUCGGAUGGUACACUCAACCGAGCAAAAGUGGUUACCACGUCGCCUGCUCGUCAUCUCUUGAUCCCGGUCCGAAGCCUCGAAGUUCUGAGAGGGGUCAGCUUUGCCAACAAAGAAAGGAUUUCUCAGGAGCUUGCUAGUACCGAAAGCGAUAAUAGUGGCGUAUACAUUUUUACUACCGCAGAAAAUGAUUCCGAGUCUAUGAUACCGAGAUUUGAGGCCCGGUUCUUCAGUCCGGGGAUGUCAAUGGAAGAUCCAGCCACCGGCUCUGCCGCUGGACCUUUGGCGGCUUAUUUAUGGGCGAACCAUGCCCUCAUUCCUAGGCUCGAUGGAGUACCCCGAAUCGAAGUUGUGCAGGGUGUACAGACUGGGAGGAAGUGUUCUAUGAACUUGACCGUUGAGUCGAACGAUGAAGACUCGGUUAUUACGAUUUCUGGAACGAGCGUCCUUGUUGCAGAUGGAACAAUUGCAAUUCCUAGUCCCGAGCUCUCCUUCUGA
Messenger RNA from Penicillium paradoxum, 984 nucleotides. Its product is annotated as PhzF family phenazine biosynthesis protein. Gene Ontology annotation, molecular function: isomerase activity. Gene Ontology annotation, biological process: biosynthetic process. Gene Ontology annotation, cellular component: cytoplasm. The transcript has a single exon. The record is from RefSeq and is a predicted model, not a curated record. Bases 1 to 984 code for a protein of 327 amino acids. NCBI's taxonomy places the organism in Eukaryota, Fungi, Ascomycota, Eurotiomycetes, Eurotiales, Aspergillaceae.